Messenger RNA from Lymnaea stagnalis (great pond snail), 7761 nucleotides. The record is from the annotation of a GenBank genome assembly. Lineage: Eukaryota; Metazoa; Mollusca; Gastropoda; Lymnaeidae.
AGACAAGCAGUGAGAUAGCAUUCUGUUUCAUUUGUCGCGUACUUGAACUGAAGGACUGUACGACUUGUUCCUUUCAACCUGUUACUGACACAGGAUCUCAGUAUCUGACUGCUGUCAUUGGAUCUCACGCUUCAUUUCUAAGAUCUUCUGUCACUAGCCAUUAAAGGUUGGUUGUCAAUUACUGUCAUUCUAUGUUGUUGUUGUUGUUGUUUUUUCCAAUGACCGAUGGCCUGUUCAGCUAAUACGAUCAAGUUUACUUUUUAUGGAGACACAAAUGUCCAUGUUUUCAAGAAAUUGACAAUAAAUUAGUAUUAUUUUUUUUUUUAUUUUUAUAUCCAAGCAAUAAAUACAACACAAGUUGAUUUUUUUUUUUUGUCCUUUUCAAUUUGGUAUUUCCAAAUAAGAACUGAGACGUAAUAUAUGAUGCAUGCGGAAUGUGUCCUGUCUACUCUGACGUUUAUAUUUUCAAAAAUAUAUGAAUUAAAAUAAUGCCCGCCAUAAUUGUAUACAGUAUACACUAUACACUAUACACAAUCAGAACAAGCUUAAAAUUGUAGAAUGUUCAUCAAACGUAUAUGUUUUUGUGGAACUGCAAAGUAAGAAAUAUGUUUCUGGUACUUUUAAAUUAGAAAUAUUUGUAUGGCACUUUUAAAAUAGAAAUUAAGGUAUUUUAAUUAACGGAGACAAUCUUCUAAAAGAGAAGUUAAAAAUUAUAAUUUGUCUGAUACCUUUAGGAUUUUUUUAAAAUACUAAUUUUAAGUAAUGAUUAUUCAUAUCAGCACCAAAAAAAAAUAAAUUUAUUUUAAAAUGUGUUAAAAGAGUAAAUAAUGGGGCUCUCUGUAAAGACGGCUGGCAUGGUUUAUAUUCAAAGAGUACACACUGACAGUAGCAGUAACGUCAUGUGAUGCACCCAAGUUGAUGUUUGAUCAAAUAAGUAGAAUGAUGUAAACGAAAUGUAAAUAAUAACCUAGCGAGAUGAACUGUCAACAUAUUAUUAUUUGUAACUAUUACUAUUAGGUCUAUAAUUAUUAUUAGUAGUACAAUCCGGCCGUCUGUUAGGCCUAUCAUCUAUGCUAGAAGUACAAUCUGGCCACCUAUUAUGCCUAUAUUUUUUUAAGUUGUACAAGCUGGUCAUCUAUUAGGCCUAUAAUUAUUAUUAUUAUUACAAUCGGGCCAUCUAUUCGGCCAAUAAUUGAAUUAUUAUUAGUAGUACAUGCUGAUCAUUAAGUAGGCCUACAAUUAUUGUAAUUAGUACAAUCGGGUCAUCUAUUAGGCCUAUAAUUAUUAUUAUUAUUACAAUCGGGCCAUCUAUUCGGCCAAUAAUUGAAUUAUUAUUAGUAGUACAUGCUGAUCAUUAAGUAGGCCUACAAUUAUUGUAAUUAGUACAAUCGGGUCAUCUAUUAGGCCUAUAAUUAUUAUUAUUAUUACAAUCGGGCCAUCUAUUCGGCCAAUAAUUGAAUUAUUAUUAGUAGUACAUGCUGAUCAUUAAUUAGGCCUACAAUUAUUGUAAUUAGUACAAUCGGGCCAUCUAUUAGGCCUAUAAUUAUUAUUAGUAGUAGAAUCGGUCAUCCAUUAGGCCUAUAUAUUACUAUAUUAAUUAAAGUAGUACAAUCUGGCCAUCUAUAAGAAUUAGGCCUAUAAUUACCAUUAGUAGCACAAUCUGGCCAUGUCUCUUCACAUGUAGGUACAUUUAUUAACGCAGACAAGAGUCCUUUUAGAAUCCACAAAGUCGUGGAGAAACAUCUUCAUGUGUCCUGUCUCCCGACGAAGUCUGUCAGCCGAAAUGUUCGUCUUUAACUGUCCCCGUCUUUCUAUUUCCAGCUCCCGUAUCCUUUGUUCCACUAUUUCCCCUUUUUUUCCUGCGUAUGUUAAUAAUAUUAUUGCUGAAUACUGCGACAUUUCAUUAAACCAUUGUAGUACGCUACUGUAGAUUUCAUUUUGAUUAAUUUAAUGUUAGUAAAUCCACCCACCCCCCCCCCUACCUUUUUUUUUUACCCAAACCCCCUAACGUUGCUUGAAUUCUCCAGAAAUUGAACUUUGCCCUUUCUAAUUUUUGUAAGGUUCUUGAAGGGUUUAUACUAUUAUAUAUGGUAUAUACUUUUUAUUUGAACCAAUUUUUUUCAAUUCAUAAGUUUACCCGCAUUGCUAGAAAAACCAAAACUCUGUUUCAUCUUUGCGAGUUAUGCGAUAUAAUUCAAACGUUAGUAACAAAUAAUAUAUAAUACCGUAGUAGCAUCUUGUAUUUUAAGUAAUGUUAAAAUUAUCAUUUCAAGGUACCAUAAAUAUUCUGAUCGAAGAACAGACAUAGAUCAAAGAAUAGAUAGAGAGCAAAGAAUAUAUACACAUCAAAUAACAGAUACAGAUCAAAUAAUAGAUACAGAUCAAAUAAUAGAUACAGAUCAAAUAAUAGACAGGUCAAAUAAUAGAUACAGAUUUAAAAAAAAAAUAUAGUAAAUUUAGUUUCUUCAUUGUGACCAAUUUUUUGGAUGAUUGCAUUCUUUAAAAGAGGGAACAAAACUGUAUUCCCAAAGUUUCCAAUAAUGCCAAGCACUGACCUACGUUAUACCGGUAUAUAGAUCAUAAAUUCUGUGCGCUGAAUGCAAGUAAAACUGUGCCCUGAAUUUUUUUUUUUCAAUACUUAAAACUGUAAUAGUUAAUUAAGUGUAAAUGCCUCGAGCGUUGAAAGUCUUUACAAACUAUAAGAAUGUCAUGCUUCUAAGUUAAAUAUAUUAAUAUUGCCUAGUUUCUUUACGGGCAACCUUUUCAUUGAUCGCAAAAGGCGCAAAAAAAAAAAAAAGAAAGUCUUGUACACUUUGAGAAUAAUUGUUUUUAUAUUUGACGAUAAGUUAAAUUUAUUAAUAUUGCCUAGUUUCUUUACGGGCAACCUUUUCAUUGAUCGCAAAAGGCGCAAAAAAAAAAAAAAGAAAGUCUUGUACACUUUGAGAAUAAUUGUUUUUAUAUUUGACGAGGCCCCCCCAAAAAAAACGAACCCCCCCCCCUCCUUUGUCUUAUAAGAUUUCGUAAUGAUCUUGUGUCAAUUUAACAGGCGUCUAAGUUAAUAAUUUAAAUAGAAAUAGCCCGCCAAACAAUGACGGCGUUAGAGCGUGAGCCUUCCAUCUCCUAAAGUUACACUUGACAAAACACGCAUUUCAAGUAAGGACACUUUUUAAGAGUACCAAUUAGUGCAAACUACUGGGAGUGUUGUUAAAUUUCAAUUAUUUACAUAUUUAAGAAUUUAUAUAAUAACACACAGCCCAUAGCAUAUUUAUUUCGCCUUAUUUAAAUUGAUUCGAUCUCCGCUUUUGAACACAUAUUUGUACGCGCUUUAGAUCAAUGUUCAGGAUUUUUUAAUUUUUUUUUUGUGUUGCGCUACUGAACAGAGCAUUACAGCCAUACAGCAAAUCUAAAUUGUUGUUACUUUUGCUCUGUUCCCCAGAAUGCAGGGCUACGGGGCAUUUGGUCUGCAGUUCCAGUCUCCACACCCUUUCUUUGGUCUCCCACCACCGACACACCCUCUUCAUCUGACGUCGCCAUUUUUCUUUGGACAAUACCCAGGUAGGACUGCACUGUCAUGCACUUAACACGUAUUGCUCGAUAUACUGCACCGUGAUUGGUUGCUGACGUGUUAGCGAUUAGCCCGUGUGCAGUAGCUCGUGCUGACCCACGCGAGCCACAGUGAAUUUCGUGAUUUGGGAAUCAUCUUUUUUUCCCCUUCUCUCCCUCUCUCUCUCCCUCUCUCUCUCCCCCUCUCUCCUCUCUCGUUAUUUGGAUGGAGCUGUUACCCCUCGUUAAAGGAUUUAAUUAUUCUGGGGUGAAGAAUGUGAGAUUACAUUUAUACAAAAAUAGAUCCCAAUUUAAAAAAAAAAAAAUAAUUCAUGUACUCGGAGAAUUGAGAAAUAUUAUUAUUUUUUUUUUUACCCCUCUCUCCUCUUUCGUUUUUUGGUUGGAGCUGUUACCCCCCGUUAAAGGAUUUAAUUAUUCUGGGGUGAAAAAUGUGAAAUUACAUUUAUACAAAAAUAGAUCCCAAUUUAAAAAAAAAAAAAUAAUUCAUGUACUCGGAGAAUUGAGAAAUAUUAUUAUUUUUUUUUUUUCGGUUCGUUUCGUUAAUAAUAUUCAAUAAGACUAACAAAGGCUAGAGUUAUAAUCUCGAUAUAACUAAUAUAAGCAUCAGAGACAUCAAAUCUAAUUUUAAUGCACAUUCUUUGGUUAAUACCUUUUCAUUAGCCUGAACUUAAUGGGCAUCCACGUAUUAAGGCAAAAUAAUUACUUUUUAAAUAUCGAAUUUUUUUUAGUUACAAACAAAUGUUUAAAAUAACUAAAUAAUAGUAUAAUUUAAAGGUGUCUCUUUCCUUUCGUAAAUUUUUAUGUGGGACACAUAGCCUUUCAUUUAUAACUUAUUUCUUGAAAAAAAUUGAUUUAUCUUCUGAAUUGAAAAUGACUUUAGUUGAACUGCCCCGAAUAUCUGCAGCGGUUACAUUAUGAUAAUUUUAAAAAAAAAUAUUUUUUUUUAAAUUUUUCUUGACAAAUAUGCUAGCCUUAUUUACAAAGGCAGGUCUUAAAAUAAAUAAAAUAAAUUGAUUUCCUAUAGAGCCGGUCUGCAAGGUGCUUUCGCUAUGCACACAUUCCCUGACUGUCCACCCUAACUCACUCCAGCGUUCAAGAUUGUUGUUAUAACGCCCACGACAUUCUAUUAAUAAUAUUCUUGCUUACUCCUAGAUGUUUGAUUUUUCUUAAUGUAUUUUUUUUUUUUUUUGCAAAUACCAUUGGUUAAAUUCUAGGUUAUAAUUAAAAUUAAUAUACACAAUACUAAAAGUAAAGAAAAUUUGCAAGUGUGCUUACGUUUCCCUUAAAUAUUUUUUCUAAAUUCAACUUGUCGGAGGAUACAAAAAUAUUUAAAGCUACUAAUUCAAUCAAUUAAAAAAAAAUGUAUAUCAUGACUGAAUAAAGUUAGGCCUUGAUCAUACUGCAGUCAUAAUCCAAUUAAAGUUUGUUAUCACGAUAUUGUUGACAGAUAACCAGGAUAAUCAAUUGGGCACAUGACAUGUAGAAAUAAAUAAUUUUUCUAUUUUAUCGUUAGCCGUAUCAUCGCGUGGAAGUUUAUCUUUACAAAAUGCACCCAUUAGAGGGCUUUUCAAUUAUAUGCAACAGAAAAAAAAUAAGAUUAGACAAAAAAAGAAAAGGCUUAACUACAGAGGUAUGAAAACACUGGGCAAACUCUUCAUGUAUUCCUUUCUAUGCAGACAUUCUGUUUGAUGCCCGGUAUGGCGCCCACCGGAAGCAGCGCCGCAGCCGAACUGCCUUCACCAACCAGCAGCUCGGGGCUCUGGAGAAGACCUUCUCCAAGACACACUACCCGGAUGUCGUGAUGAGGGAGAGGCUGGCCAUGAUCACAAACCUCCCCGAGGCAAGGAUACAGGUACGGCUCGGCUUCAAUAUAUAAACACAUUAAGUCUCCCAGUCAGCCCGAGAAGUCGGGAAAAAAAAAGGGGGGGGUGUUGUCAUGAACCUCGUUAAUAAAAGAAAAUUGUUCAGGCAAGGAUACAGGGACGGCUCGGCUUCAAAAUCUUAACAAAUUACGACUCCAAAGCAGGCCGAGAAGUGGGAAAAAAAAAAGGGGGGGGGGGUGUUGUCAUGAACCUCGUUAAUAAAAGAAAAUUGUUCAUGAUUUAAAUAUAUGAUUGCACAAAAAUGAAACUAUUUAAAAAUGAAAAUAAAAUGUUUUCGCGAAGUAAUCCGAUAACGAAGAGACUUUAGACUAACACAGCAACUGAAGUUACAUGAUUUCAUGACAUCAGAUCAACAUAGCGACUAAAGGUGCAUCAUCUCACGGCACAUCAUCUUAUCCAGCCUGUUGUUCUGUGUUUCAGGUCUGGUUCAAGAACCGGCGGGCCAAGUACAGGAAGAAACAGCGCGGGGUCAGACCGCCGACCCAGAACGGCGUGACGUCAGGCGCCUCAGCGGACGACAAACCGGAUGUCACGGCCGGCGAUGACGUCAGCAAGGACGACUCGUGCAAGGACAGCUCCUACUCUCACAGCGACGACGAGGUUGACGAGAGCGAGAACGCCGACGUCGACGACGAAUCUCCAGACGUUGAGGUGACCUCGGUGUGUGGUCAAGACGAGGUCGCCGGCAGAGACGAAGACGACGACGACAGACCUCCCCGGAGACCUAUCUCGGCCACUGGUAUGUCUUUGAAAUGACACGGUUGCUAACGACCGUUAGUUACAAGAGCUGUCACGGUUAGAGUUAAGAAGUUUACACAAAAAAAUCAACUUUUUUUUUUUUUUUAAAUCAGAGGAACAAGUUUAACCCUCAUAAACCCCCCCCCCCCCUUUUUGUUUCCCCCUUACACACACACACAAUUUAACUUUAAUACAAAUUAUAUUAAAAUAGCUGGCUAAAAUGUGAAAAGUUUUCUCCCUAUAGAACAUCCGAUGGAUGCCGACGAUCGAAUUUAUUUUUUUAAAUCAAUUUCUACAUUUACUUCACCUUAAUGGAAACAAAAAAAUAACUGCCAUUACCUGGAAUCAUGCUUAACGUAAUGUCUUAUAUUUAUCCCCACCAGACCUGAGGGUGCACGUUUCUGAAGGGGACAGCCCUAAAACUAGAGAUUCCCCUGGUUUGAAGACAUUCAGGCCUUUGUCACGGCAGGACAAAGAUGACGAAGGAAAAUCCAUCAUAACUUCUCAUUACACAGGUAAAAGAGGCCUUUAUUUUAUUUUUAAAGGAAAGUGUUAUUAAUCAUAUGAAAUAUAAAUCAAGAACGUUUAUGAUGCUACUACUUACCUGAACUCUGUCAAAUUUCUUCAUUGUUAAAAAGAAACUUUAAGACACACACAAACACACAAAAACAACAACAACAACAAAAACCAAAACCAAAACUUCUACGUAACUGAGUUCUUCCAAUUAGGCUCGCAUCUACUGUCUCAUUUCAAUGGAAUGCAUUAUAACACAAAGUUUAAUGUUCUAUUAAUGCAUUAUCCUUUAGUUGUUUUCUGAGGACAAUAGGAUUGUACCGAUAUUUUACCUCAGUAUUUUCACGAACGAUCGCCUCUACUUUCAGACCCCGACUACAGAUUCCAAGUCCCUGGAACGGCCGCCUACCACCCUUACCAUCUGUCUACCGGAUUGACCCAGCCCCUCGGUUUUAUCAACGUCGCACAAAAAGACAUUUCCGCUCCGGCCGCCUUGCACAAGCCGGCCGCCGGCGCCCCUGCCACCCACAACCUUCCGUUCUCCCUGUCACAGAGCCUCCCAUCGCACCUACCGACGCUGCCCCCGCCGGGUUUGUCCUCAUCUCACCUGACCCGGCCGACGUCGCUGUCGUCGUCGCUGCCGUUGGCCUCGUCGCCCACGGGUUCCUUGUUGACGUCACACAUCCCCAACUUCACGCCCUGGUCCUCUUACUACUCCGCCUCGCAGCUCCACGACAUUCUCAUGAGGUACCCGUUCCGGCACGAGGGACAACUCCGCCUGCCCACAACCGUGGCCAGCGGGAAAGACGCCAUGCUGACAUCUAGCAUCGAAAGUCUUCGUCUCCGUGCCAGACAUCACGCUGCGUGCAUGGGGAUUUUGGACGGCGUGUCUCGGACUUAAAUUCAUUCCAUGUUUCGUUUUACAAAUUAUAAACACUGAAAGGGAGAUCAAUCUCAUGGACUAACAAAAAUGCAUGUGGGUUCCGCAAUUGAAUCUGUGUGAGUUUUUAUUGACAUCAUCUUCUGUGUUAUUCGGUAAAUUAAAACUCUGAUUUAAAUGCUA